Pimephales promelas (fathead minnow) is the source of this 4108-nucleotide messenger RNA. Lineage: Eukaryota; Metazoa; Chordata; Actinopteri; Cypriniformes; Leuciscidae. The record is from RefSeq and is a predicted model, not a curated record.
UCAUUGCUGAAAGGUUCAGCCGUUGAAGCAAGGCAGCGCCUGUGGAUGAGCAGCACGCUGACGGGUGUCAUAAGAUCAUUUGAAGGACUCGCUACGAGGAUUUCCUCACAGUUUAUACAGUUGUUAGAGAGGCAAACAAGAUGGACAUGGACGUCCCUAAACCUUGUGUGUUUCUGAACUACAGCCCCACUGCCCUGUUUUCACAGUGGAGUUCCCCGGUCGGUCCCACCCAAGUGAUGGCCGCGGUGCAGGAUGGGCCGUGGAAGAGCCUGAGCUCGGGGAAGAAAGUCGCUUUGGCUGCCGGCCUCUCUGUGGGGGCCACGGUGGGCUACCUUGUUUACCGUCACAUUCGAAGCAGCGGUGUGCAAUGCCAAAGCAAAGAGGAGUCCAGAAUAUCUGUUCCCCUUAAUGUGUACCGAUCUAUUGCAAGAUAUCAGAGUGCCUUUCUAGACAUAGUGAAUCAGAAGUCCGGUGCCCAGAUAAAUGUGCUGCCAAACACUGAAGAGCAGAGCAUGGUGAAUUUUCUGAUCCAGGGCUCACCCGAGCAGAUUCUGGUUGCACAGUGUGCGCUGGAGAAACUGGCCUCCGACUGUGAGCUCAUCACUGAGGUUAUAGAAGUGCCUCAGACGGCUUUUGGAAGAAUUAUAGGCCGUGGUGGUGAGACCUUAAAAUUCAUAAACAGAGUCUCAGGGGCCAGGGUGAACUGCUCCAAAGAUCGUGGACACGGCUUAGAGGAGAAAGGCAAGAUCACAAUUAACGGCACACGCAAGGAAAUUCAAAAUGCAAAGGAGAUGAUCAUGGAGAAGGUCAUAGAGAAUGAAACCGUACGAAAGCGGAUAAGUCAAGCUUCUGCACUGCGUCAGAAGAGGAAACCGCCGGAAACUGAACCAUUUAACAAGGCCCAAGGACCAGAGAAUGAAUUAAAGCUUAAUGGAAAAGAUUUACCUUCCCCAGUGAUUGAGCUUGAACAAGAGGGGCCUGCUACGGUCAACGGCUUUGCAGACAGUAGUGAUACUGCUGAAAACUCCCUUAAAUCAGAGGAGAUUCUCUCUCCAGUAUCGCCUUUGGAAAUCUCCAAAUUUGAAAUUCCUAGUCCAGAUCUGAGCUUCCAGCCCGAUGAGCAUCUGGAGGUGUAUGUGUCUGCCUCUGAGAAUCCACAACACUUUUGGAUCCAGAUCCUGGGGGUCCGAUCUCUACAGCUGGAUAAACUGACUGCUGAAAUGAGCCAUUUCUACAACAGUGACACCUCACAAGAGCACCGAGUGGAGACUAUUAUUGUUGGAGACAUAGUGGCUGCUUCAUACAGGGACCAUGGCACGUGGAAUCGUGCUCGAGUGUUAGGAAUUCUAAGCUCUGGCGAGGUGGAUUUGUAUUAUGUGGACUUUGGGGACAAUGGGGAGCUUCCACGGGAACAAUUACGAAGCAUGAGAAGCGACUUCCUGAGCCUGCCCUUCCAAGCCAUUGAGUGCAGCCUUGCAGGGGUUCGUCCUGCAGGAGAGGUUUGGACUGAGGCAGCCCUGGAUGACUUUGAACGCAUGACAUACUGUGCUGAAUGGAAACCUUUACUGGCCAAACUGUACAGCUAUUCUCAUUCUGAGAUCUCAUCCUGGCCCAGUGUGAAACUCUAUGACAACAGCCAGGGAAAGGCUGUGGAUCUUGGUAAGGAGUUGAUUAGUCUCGGUCAUGCUGUAAGCUGCGAGGAUGAAGGGAUUGGGCUGAGGGGAGACUGGGAUGAGUCCAGAUCACUGCAGAAGAUGCUGGAUGACAUGACUGGAGCGACCUCUGAGUUCAGUAUGUCCUGCAUCAGUUUGUCAGGUUCAGCAUAUCCAUGGGCAAGCAAGGAGCUGGAAUGGUCUUCAUGUCUCACAAGCUCUUUGGAGGUGGAGCGAGCUGACGUGGACCAGUGCCCGAGUUUUGGACUUACGUCUUCCUCUUCCCUGAUCUACUCCACUCCAUCUCAGAACCUGAGUGAAAUAGUCAGCCAGAUACUUGAGUCGUCUUCGUCCACGCUAGACCCUCCAAUCCAGUCCAACAACUUAACCCCAGUGUCACCAUUACAUGUGCUGUCAGUUCAGGAAAUCUCAUCCACAUCUCCUUCCUGUGUGGAGGCUGUCACAUCAACGCUGGAUUCCUUCACUCUUGGUGAUGACGUUUUCCUUGGCACUCAUUGUUACGGCAAGAAGGAGAAGGUGAUGUCUACUUCAUCAGAAGAGACAGGCUCAUCUUGUACAAUGGACAGUUACAGUGAAAAUACAGAGAGCAGUGACGGCAUCAGAGGUGUGUGGUAUUAUCUUACCUCUUCUAGGGACUCGUCCGAAGUGUCUCUCAGCACCACCAUGCCUCAGUCAUCCACUGGAUCAUCUUCGUUUUUGACAGAAUCUUCUGAUGAGACAACUGCUUCUUCUGCCUCUGUGAUUGAACUAAGUUCAGAUUCAUCCAGGAGUGUUGAAGAUGCUGAAGUGGGACUUAGUCCAGCUAAUCUGACUCGUCCACAGCCGACUCCAGAAGUUAUCACUCUGAGUGACAGUAACAGCCAUGGAAGUGUUUUAAUUAGCACUUCUGAAGAGCCUAAAUGCAAGUCAUUUACAGAAAGAAAUUCAGAUGAAAAAAACCUGUUAAAAAGUGAUGUGAAACGCCAGACGUCAAGCUUGAAUGAUAAAACCCUACUUAAUGAAGCUGGAAGUGUAAUUGGAGAAAGAGGAAGCAAGCCAGACCUUCAGGAACUGAAGAACAUGCGUUUCAAAAGUGAACAGGGCAACUCUGGUGAAGACAAUUCAACAAGAGAAGUUGCCUCAAUUUCUGGAAGUGUGGAUGACACUAUUGAUGAAGAAUUCAACUGACAAAAAAGCCAAAGAAUGUAUGCCUUGAUAUUGAGACCAGUUGCUAUUCUCAUUUAGCAUUCAGCACAUGCUUCCCGUCUCUGAGAAAGAGCCUUACUUGACUACUCCACCUGCUCAGACUGCCUGUAUUUACUGUACAAGUUCUCUCAUAUAAGGAAUGAUUUUCAUAGUUCGUAUCUUGUCUAAUCUUUUUGGGACAUCUUGCACAUUUUUUUUAACUGUUUCCACUUGUGUUCUCAUUGUGUUCAUCUCAUUUACGUAUAAAAAUGUUUCUUAAUUUUUUGGUCUGAACUUCGAAGAGCAGAUAAUAGACAGUGGAAGAGCAGAUCUCAGGGAACUCAUGAUUGAGUCAGUUUGAAACCUCAGUAUUGUUGCAUUGUAGCACCAAGUUUCUUUUGGUUUGUUUCUCAGUGAUAAGAUGGUUCAGCUUUUUGUUGAUGGGCCAUUUUUCAUUUUCUGUGUCAAAAUUAUUUCUGUUGUGAAUUGAGUUUUAUUGCAUUGAAUGCUACGGUAUAUAUAAUAUAUGUGUAUAUAAUCAAAUAAAGUCUAUUAUUAUAUCCCAUAUUAUUAAUUUGAAUAGCUUCUCUGUCCAAGCCGAGUGGACAUGUUCCUUCUAUUGUUUGUGGAUUAUUGUACUGUGAUAAAAUGCUUGAGGGGAAUUGGAUCUCAUGCAAUGAAUGAUGCACACUGUUUAUUAAGUAAUUGUAGAAUAACACAAAUGGUGUUAUAAAAUAUGCAAAAGUUAUUCAAAAACAGGAGCUAAUGACAGUGGCUGAACACGUGGAAAUGGAGAUAGAUAAUAUCUCUUCCAUUAUACAGUAUGUAAACACAUCAGGCUGUCAACUUCAUAUACAAGAUUAAAUAAUAGAAAUUCUCUGGAGGAGCUGUAAGUACUGACUUCUCAACAUCUCAUUCAAAAUGUUUAUGUGGCUUUUAAUAAUACAAAAAAUGUAAUGUUACAAGGUGUAGUUCGGUUUAAUUAAAAUGUGUAUCAUAAUAAUAUCAGUAAUGUGUUUCAUCAAUAGAGGAUUACUAAAAUCUAGAUAUUUUAUUACAUGAAAUAUAUAAAAUACAUAUAAAAAAUGCCUUAAUUCAGAAAAUGAUGAUUUUCAAUCUCAAAAGGUCAAAAAAAAAAUUAUAUGUGCAUGAUUUAUUGACAUUUUGAGACUCCGAUACAUUGCACACCUCAUUAAACUUACAGUAAGUUACUUUACUCUAUGCCCAUCUACUGAGCCGGCCACACAUCUUGACAUUUAUCACCCCAUCCA